Anopheles gambiae (African malaria mosquito) is the source of this 1651-nucleotide messenger RNA. RefSeq lists its product as uncharacterized. Lineage: Eukaryota; Metazoa; Arthropoda; Insecta; Diptera; Culicidae. The record is from RefSeq and is a predicted model, not a curated record. Bases 125 to 628 code for a protein of 167 amino acids. The transcript has 2 exons.
UAUUGCUGGUGCCGUCUCAUAUCCGUUCGAGACUUGCGCGUGUGCAGUGGCUAGUUUGCGGGCUGCCUUUUCAAGGAAUUUUAUUCAGAUUAAUCAGCGCAUACACAUAUAUACAUUGCUAACCAUGAAUCCGGAAGGGCACUCCAGUGGAACUGUUCGGUACAGUGCGGCUUAUUGGCUGCCGCAGGGCUGUACCAGCGCCACCUCCACAGCCACCUACACAGCCUCCUUCACAGCCACCACCACCAGCACCACAACCAGCACCACCACCACAGCCACCACCACCAACACCACCACCACCACUUCUACCACUCGAACCACCGGCACCAAGAGCACCAUAAAAAUUAUUUCCAACACCGUUAUUCGUCCAGCAAAAACCGUUGCCACAGGGAAGCAGGAGGGUAUGAUACUGACAUCGGAACAAUAUAGAUUGAUGCAGAAGCGGUCAAUGACUGUGGAGGAAAUGGGUCGGGCAGGUGGCAAGCAGGCCAAGUUCUCAAAAGUAUCAGAAUACCGGCCUUCUGCUCCCGUCCAGGACUCCCGUCACCCCGCCAUACCAUCGUCCAUUACCGUGCGGAAGGUUAUGGGUAAGCGCCCCGCCAUCACCACCGCCAACACCACCGUCUGAACCACCGCCAACACUACCGCCAACACCACCGUCCGUACCACCGCCAACACUACCGCCAACACCACCGUCCGUACCACCGCCAACACUACCGCCAACACCACCGUCCGUACCACCGCGAACACCACCGCCAACACCACCGCCAACAACACCAUUCCAGCCUCGCUUCCCGAGACCAUCGCUACCGUCGAGACCAAAAUUCCGCGCCACCCUACCGUCGUCCCUGCCAAAGCCGGAGUUCCUGCAACAGUUCCUGCUGUCGUUGCAACGGAUGCUCCUGCCGUUGCUCCUCCUCUGACCGAUGUGCUGCAGGUGAUAACCGAGCUGUCAGCAACAAUUAACCGCCGCUUCGACGAAUUCGCCGCGGAAUUUGUCGCCCUUAAAAAGGAAGUGAUGGUCACUCGGAAGACCGCCAUGGCUACCGAGCUGGCACUAAACAAAUUACAGAAAAUAGUAUGUGCCGAUCCAGACGGAUACGCGCUUCCGGCGACGGACGGUUUCACGCUGCAGCCCAUACGGUCAGAGGAGGAGCUGAAAAGCAUGGAGCAGAAGUUGACCGACAAGCAACAUGCUAAGAACUGCCUGGCAUGGUUGCAGAACGUGGUGCGGGAUCUUGUUUUCGACAGUGGCUUUAUUUCACGUUGCCGGUGGUCUAAGCGAAACGGGAAGGUGUCGAUGGCACAUUUUCCGAACGUAUGCGAGCUGUUCCGCAAAGCCGCAGCGACCUGGAAGGCGCCCAUCACCACGGCAUACGUGGUGGAUUUUUUUAAACGCGUGUUGCGGUAUCCUGCCAAGUCGAAUAAUGAAAACAAAGAAGUAAUGCUCAAUGUAAAUAAUAAUGAUAAUCUAGGUUAGUUUAGUGUAAGUUUUUUUUUUAUAGCGUAGAUAGACAAGUUAAGUUUAGUUUCACGUUGUACAUAGUUAGUUUAGUUAGUUAGUUUUUUAUUUGAAUUAUUAUUAUAUAAAUGAAUUAAAUAACUAGGAAUUCAUGAAUACAAAAAAUGCAUUCUGCCACACAGCACCCAA